AGUACAGUGUUCAGCGAGCAAGUGUGAGCAAAAUAAGGUCAGAUACACUUGGACUAGAAAAACCUAGAUUUUGAAUGCAAGUCAUUACAAAGACGAUGGCGUCGGAGUUAACUGUGUCUGUUUGGUGGCCGUCAUCGACAUUAUUCCUGAUUCUUAUAUUAUCUUCAACAAGUUUAUCCUGGGACGUUGCAGCAUUUCGGACCAGCGACUCUAGUGGUCCAUACAAACCCGAUUGGCAAUCUCUUGACACACGUCCAAUACCAAAAUGGUACGACGAGGCUAAAAUCGGCAUCUUCCUACAUUGGGGUGUGUUUUCUGUGCCCAGUUUUCGCUCUGAGUGGUUUUGGUGGUAUCUUGAUGGGGCUCGGGACCCAAGUUGUGUGAAAUUUAUGAAGGAUAAUUACAGGCCAGGUUUCACCUACCAGGAUUUUGCUCCGAUGUUUACCACAGAGUUUUUCGAUCCAAACCAGUGGGCAGAAAUAUUUACUAAAUCCGGUGCCAGGUACGUUGUUCUAACAAGCAAACACCAUGAAGGAUACACCAACUGGCCAUCUAAACACUCUUGGAAUUGGAACUCAAAAGCUGUGGGGCCAAAACGAGACCUUGUUGGUGAACUUGCAGCUGCCAUCAAGAAGACUCCAAUCCAUUUUGGUUUGUACCAUUCUCUCUUUGAAUGGUUCCACCCCCUCUUUCUACAAGACAAAGCCAACAAUUUUACAACCCAAAAGUUUGUUCAGGAGAAAACUAUGCCUGAGUUGUAUGAACUGGUUAUGAAUUACAAACCUGAUGUAAUUUGGUCAGAUGGUGAAGCGGGUGCAACAGAUAAAUACUGGAAUUCGACAGAGUUUAUUGCAUGGCUCUAUAAUGACAGUCCAGUGAAAGACACUGUUGUGGUAAAUGACCGAUGGGGAGCUGGAGAUUCUUGUCACCAUGGAGACUUUUACACAUGCCAAGAUAGAUAUAAUCCUGGUAAAUUGAUAAAUCACAAAUGGGAGAAUGCCAUGACUAUUGAUAAGUAUUCCUGGGGCUACCGGCGCCGUGCUCGCUACUCAGACUAUUAUACCAUUGAAGGGCUGAUAUCUCUACUAGUCGAGACCGUCAGCUGUGGAGGAAAUCUUCUUAUGAACGUUGGACCCACCCACGAUGGACGUAUUGCUCCAAUUUUUGAAGAAAGAUUGGUCCAAGUUGGUCAGUGGCUCAAAGUCAAUGGAGAGGCCAUCUAUGCCAGCAAACCUUGGACCCACCAGAAUGACACGUAUACAAAGAAAGUUUGGUAUACCAGUAAAAUGGAAAACAACACAAAAGUUGUGUAUGCUACUACGUUGUUUUGGCCAAACAAUAACAUGCUCAUCCUUGGAGCUGCAAAACCAACAUCAGCAACAGUUGUCCGCAUGCUUGGCUAUCCAAAUAUAUUUACAUACAGUUACUAUUCUAUGACUGGGCUUAAAAUUGACCUACCAGACAUCCCUAUAUCAAGCUUACCGUGUGACUGGGCGUGGGUGUUUAAAAUUACAAACCUUGAUGAAUAAACAUGCUCUCUUUCUCUUUCUCUCUCUA
Molecule: messenger RNA, 1557 nt
Organism: Octopus bimaculoides (California two-spot octopus)
Lineage: Eukaryota; Metazoa; Mollusca; Cephalopoda; Octopoda; Octopodidae
Product: alpha-L-fucosidase-like
Biological process (GO): fucose metabolic process; glycoside catabolic process
Cellular component (GO): lysosome
Molecular function (GO): alpha-L-fucosidase activity
Source: RefSeq, a predicted model, not a curated record